Molecule: messenger RNA, 2896 nt
Organism: Oncorhynchus tshawytscha (Chinook salmon)
Lineage: Eukaryota; Metazoa; Chordata; Actinopteri; Salmoniformes; Salmonidae
Product: long-chain-fatty-acid--CoA ligase ACSBG2
Exons: 15
Coding region: 179-2506 (775 amino acids)
Cellular component (GO): membrane; endoplasmic reticulum
Molecular function (GO): long-chain fatty acid-CoA ligase activity
Source: RefSeq, a predicted model, not a curated record
CUGUCACCCGUACAAGACCUCCACAGGCUUAUCAGCUGCUGUCCUGGGUCCCAUGUUGUGCACAUCACAUCGAGGCCCAUCCAAGUUUUCCCUGCACUCUCCUGCCAAGUUGAUAUCAUAUAGCACCUGACUCUGUCUAUCCCUGUCUGAACAAGGUCUCAGAACAAGAAAUUACAAGAUGUCUGACCAACAGGAUUCUGUUCUCACCAAUGGGGUUCCUGACAUUGAAAGGAGUUCUGAGAGUUCUAGUGUGAUUGGCAUUCCUCUUGGAGAAACCAAACCGUUAUUACCAGUUGACAAACUUCAACAGAAGGAAAUCUACUGCAGUCCCCUCGUCAACGGAGGGGUAGUAGACCAUCCACAACCAGAGUCAGAGUCAGAGUCUGAUGGAGAAGACACAGACAGUCAGGAGUCAGUUGCUGUAGAACCUGCAGUGAUAACCUCAUCAAGAAUACCUGAAGCACCAGCCAAAUUACCCAGAUCCCCUGGACAAGAGGGACCUCAAGGGGAUCCUCUCUCAGGUGCCUCGGUGCCCCUGAAGCUGUCGGAUGUGUGCCUGGCCACAGCAGAGCAGCUCUGGUGCACCUCCAGGGACCAGGCGGUUAAGCUGAGGAUGGCUGAGACGGGGCCGGGAUCCGAGGCCCCCAUGACUAUCCACCAGAUGUUCUUAAAGACGGUGAAGAUCUAUGGAGACCUGCCUGCGGUGGCGUCCAAGAAAGAGGGGCAGUGGGUAACCCUGACCUGGAGGGAGUACUACCAGCAGUGCAGAGCGGCGGCCAAGAGCUUCCUCAAGUUGGGUCUGGAGCGUUACCAUGGCGUCGGUAUUCUGGGAUUUAACUCUCCUGAGUGGUUCAUCUCAGACAUCGGCUGUAUCCUGGCUGGGGGUUUUGCUGCAGGCAUAUACACCACCAACUCCCCCGAGGCGUGUCAGUAUGUGGCAGACAACUGUGAGGCCAACGUCCUGGUGGUGGAGAACCACAAACAGCUCCUCAAAAUCCUCCAGAUUAAGGAACAGCUUCCACACUUGAAAGCUAUUGUUCAGUACAAGGAUGAACUUCAACAGAAGCUGCCAAACCUGUACACUUGGGCUGAGUUUAUGAAGCUGGGUGAGGAGGUGUCUGAUGAACGGCUAGAUGCUGUGGUGGACAGUCAGAGGGCUAACCAGUGUUGUACGCUCAUCUACACCUCUGGAACCACAGGCAACCCCAAAGGGGUCAUGCUAAGCCAUGACAAUAUCACCUGGACUUCAAAUGCGGUCGGAGCCAUGACAAGUAUGCAACAUGGUGUGGAGUGCGUGGUGAGCUACCUGCCCCUGAGCCAUGUAGCUGCCCAGAUCAACGACAUGUGGAUCUCCAUGAGAUUUGCAGGGGCAACGUAUUUCGCAGACCCAGACGCCCUGAAGGGCUCUUUGGGGACUACUCUGAAAGAGGUGCGCCCCACAAGUUUCCUGGGAGUUCCCCGUGUGUGGGAGAAGAUGCAGGAGAAGAUGAAAGCCAUCGGAGCCAAGUCCUCUGGUAUGAAGAAAAGAGUGGCUAACUGGGCCAAAUCCAUCGGAUUGCAAGCCAGCUACAGUGCCAUGAAUGGUGAGAACCUGGUGCCCUGGGGCUUCAUGCUGGCAAACAACCUGGUGUUUAAGAAAGUUCGCUGGGCCUUGGGUCUGGACCGCUGCAAGAGCUGCUUAACGGGGGCCGCACCCAUCACUAAGGAGACUCUGGAGUACUUCAUGAGCCUUAGCCUCCCGCUGUAUGAGCUGUAUGGGAUGAGUGAAAGCACCGGCCCUCACACCAUCUCCUGGGAGAAUGACUUCAAGAUCAUGAGCUGUGGAAAGGUGGUGGUUGGCUGCCAGACCAAGUUGGACAAGCCAGACGAGGAUGGGAAUGGUGAGAUCUGUUUCUGGGGGCGUCAUGUGUUCAUGGGCUACCUGAAUGAGCCAGAGAAGACUGAGGAGGCCCUGGACCAGGAGGGCUGGCUGCACUCUGGAGACCUGGGCAAGCAUGACAAGGACAACUUCCUAUUCAUCACAGGGAGGAUAAAGGAGCUGAUCAUAACAGCAGGAGGAGAGAACAUCCCACCUGUACCCAUUGAGGAUGCAGUGAAAGCAGAGAUCGCCAUCAUCAGCAACGCCAUGUUGCUCGGAGACAAGAUGAAAUUCCUCUCCAUGAUGCUCACGCUCAAAUGUAUAGUUGACGACAAUGGUGAUCCGACGGACGAGCUGACCGCAGAGGCUGUGGCGUUCUGCCAUCAGCGUGGCAUAACGGCAACCAAGGCCUCUGAGAUCAUAGCCUGUAAGGAACCAGCUAUUUAUAAGGCCAUCCAGGAGGGCAUAGAGCAUGUCAAUGCUAAGGCCACCUCCAAUGCCCAGAGGGUCCAGAAGUGGGUCAUUUUGGACAGAGAUUUCUCUAUAUCUGGGGGAGAACUGGGACCUACCAUGAAGCUAAAGAGGGGGGUUGUUGUCAAAAAGUUCUCGGAGAAAAUCAACAAGAUUUAUGGAAUGGCACAAGAAUAAUAGAGGAACUGAACAUGGACUAGAGAACACUUGAGGACUGUAGUUAUUGGACUAUUAAAUGCAUCUGUAGACAUUUGAGUGUGUCUUGUUUUCCAGUAAUUAGAGAAUUAUCCCAUUGGUAUCUGCUCCAUAUCAAUAUUUAAGCUGUUUUAAUGUACAUAAAAUUUCACAACAUUGAUAUUUGCACUUUUGUUUUGUAAAUAAACCUUAUAUUCAUCAUCAAUGCUAUACUGUACCCAUUUCAAGUAAAGGAAAAUGCCUCAAAACAAAAUCAUUAAUGUAAUGUUUGUUAAGUGAUUCUAUCAUUAUUUGGAUGGUAUACUGUAAUAUUUUCAUUUUAUUUUAGCCAAUUAUUUUCCGUGUACAUUAUAAUAAAUAUUAAUUUUUUUA